GUGCGACUGGUGUGUCUAGCAUUGGCGGAAUAAAAAUUAAUAGCAUAAGAUUAAAGUCGAGGAAACGCGCACUCAAACGACGAAAAUGCCCAAGAAAUCGCCUGCGAUUGGAAUAGAUUUGGGAACGACAUUUUCAUGUGUUGGAGUUUUUCAGCACGGUAAAGUGGAGAUAAUUGCAAAUGAUCAAGGCAAUCGAACGACUCCCAGUUACGUUGCAUUCACAGACACGGAAAGAUUGAUAGGUGAUGCAGCAAAAAAUCAAGUGGCUUUGAAUGCCAGCAAUACUAUAUUUGACGCUAAACGACUAAUUGGUCGCAAGUUUACAGAUGAAAGUGUCCAAUCCGAUAUGAAACACUGGCCAUUUAAAGUUGUAAAUGAUGGCGGGAAACCCAAGUUGGAGGUGGAAUAUAAAGGGGAAAGAAAGAAAUUUACGCCAGAGGAGAUAAGCUCCAUGGUACUCACCAAGAUGAAGGAGACGGCGGAAGCUUUUCUGGGACAACCUGUUAGAGAAGCUGUUGUCACAGUUCCAGCUUACUUCAAUAAUUCCCAGAGAGAAGCUACCAAAGACGCUGGUGUAAUUGCAGGUUUGAAAGUUUUGCGAAUCAUUAAUGAGCCUACUGCAGCAGCGCUUGCAUAUGGACUGGACAAAAACAUUAGUGGUGAGAAAAAUGUGUUGAUCUUUGAUCUUGGUGGAGGAACUUUUGAUGUUUCGAUUCUACGGAUAGAUGAGGGAUCAAUAUUUGAGGUCUUGUCCACUGCUGGUGAUACGCAUUUAGGCGGAGAGGAUUUUGAUCACAGAAUGGUGGAUCAUUUUGUUCAAGAAUUUAAGCGCAAGUACAAUAAAGAUAUUUCGAAAAAUCAGAGAGCUCUCAGGCGUCUAAGAUCUGCAUGUGAGCGCGCUAAGAGAACACUCUCAAAUAGUUCUGAGGCAAACAUUGAAGUGGAUUCAUUAUAUGAGGGGACUGAUUUUUACAGUAAAAUUUCUCGUGCUCGCUUUGAGGAGUUGUGUGCCGAUUUGUUCCGAAGUACUCUAGAACCUGUAGAAAAAGCGUUAAGAGAUGCAAAGCUAGACAAAUCCAAAGUCCAUGAAGUUGUCCUGGUUGGCGGAUCAACUCGGAUCCCAAAAAUCCAAAAGCUACUACAAGAUUUCAUGGGUGGAAAAGAACUCAAUAAAUCAAUCAAUCCUGAUGAAGCUGUUGCAUAUGGGGCAGCUGUACAAGCAGCCAUUUUGACUGGUGAUGAGCAUGAAACAAUCAAGGAUGUUCUUCUGGUUGAUGUUACACCGCUGUCUCUUGGUAUUGAAACAGCAGGAGGAGUGAUGACUAAAUUGAUAGAACGAAAUACAAAAAUCCCAACUAAAGCAUCACAGAUUUUUACUACAUAUGCAGACAACCAGCCAGGAGUCUCCAUUCAAGUAUUUGAAGGGGAGCGUGCUAUGACCAAAGACAACAAUAAACUAGGAACAUUUGAAUUGAACGGAAUACCACCUGCACCCCGAGGAGUUCCUCAGAUAGAAGUUGAAUUUAACAUUGAUGCUAAUGGUAUCAUGAAUGUAUCUGCUAUGGACAAAAGUACAGGAAAAUCCAACAAAAUAACCAUUACCAAUGACAAAGGCCGUCUGAGUAAGGCUGAUAUAGACAGAAUGGUGAAUGAAGCAGAGAAAUUCAAAGAGGAAGAUGAAAAACAGCGACAGAAAAUAACCAGUCGAAAUCAGCUGGAAUCCUACAUCUUCAGUGUGAAACAGGCCACUGAGAAUGCAGGCGAGAAACUGCAACCAGGUGACAAAGAAACCAUAUCGAAAACCUGCAGUGAAGCCUUGUCGUGGCUGGAUAGCAAUUCACUUGCUGAUCAAGAAGAAUUUGAAUUCAAACUGAAAGAAGUGCAGAAGAUCUGUUCUCCUAUUAUGGCCAAACUUCAUCAAAGUGCUUCCGGAGGUCAAAAUACUAGUGCCUCUAAUGGUCAAGGACCUACAGUGGAGGAAAUGGAUUAGGAAUUUAUUGUAAGACCAGACAAUAAGUUUACAGUGAGUGAUUGAGUGUUAACUGCUUUAAAAACUGAACACAUAUUUUAUACAUUUUCUUCAGUCCAUUGAUGUUUUUAUGAUGUAUAUAUAUAAAUGCAUUAAAUGAAGCAUUAUAUUUUGAAAUUUUCUGAAGUCUGCAUCAAUACUUAAUUGUGCUAUAUGUGUAGUUCUAUGUUCAUGUUAUUAUUAAAUGUACUGAAAAAGUA
Messenger RNA from Magallana angulata, 2229 nucleotides. Its product is annotated as heat shock protein 70 B2-like. Gene Ontology annotation, molecular function: ATP binding; heat shock protein binding; ATP hydrolysis activity. NCBI's taxonomy places the organism in Eukaryota, Metazoa, Mollusca, Bivalvia, Ostreida, Ostreidae. The record is from RefSeq and is a predicted model, not a curated record. The transcript has a single exon. Gene Ontology annotation, cellular component: cytoplasm. The coding region runs from base 86 to 1990 and encodes 634 amino acids. Gene Ontology annotation, biological process: cellular response to unfolded protein; protein refolding.